AUGCCUAAUUUAGCAUUUCCGGCCUGUUCAAAAGACUUACUCCAAGAUGCCCUUGAAAUUCUUCCGAAUGACUUGGAUACCAAAAUGACGGAUGCGUUGAAGACCUUAGAACCAGACCAGGCUGCAGCCGUGUUGGCCUACAUUGCCCAACAAGCCAGCAUCACGGACCAGCAAAUUAAGAAGAGCAGAUUAACUCUCCCGUCUUUCUCAUCUGCUAAGUGGGCCGAAGUGGCUCCUCAACUUGACCUGCCGGAUAAGGUGGAUGACCUACUACUUGAAAGCUUCUCACCACCAUCAUGCAUGCUUCCGCUAUCGAUGCAUAGAGCAAUGUUCAAGGAUGGCUGGCGAGCCAUGGAUGUCUAUCGAGAAAAAACUCAGCAGGACCGGGAAGCCGCUAGAAUCAAAUUACUAGAGCCGUGGUUGGUUCCCAUUAUUGCUCUUUUCGAAGGCAGAGUGGUUGACUUGCCUGAAUCCGCCAUGGUUCCUACGAUAUAUUCAUCCGGCGGUGCAGUUGAGCAUGAGAUCAUUGUCGUGGGCAGGGCUUUGUUCUUCGUUGUUGAGAUGAAGCUACUUUUGGAUAAAGAUUGUACAGCCCAGCUGUUUCUUGAACUCUUAUCCGCCGCAGAAGCAAACAAGAAGUUGAAGUACACCGGUCUGCGGGUCUAUGGCCUUCUGACUGAUCUCACACUCUUCCACUUCUACUCCUUUGAUCCCAUCGAGAGGUCUUUCUACAAAGAUGACGUCCUAUUUGCAAACGUAAUACGAGAACUGUUUUGCGGCGAUAUGAUACCUGUGGCGAACAAGAUUUUCAGUGUCUUAAUGUUGGGAUAUCUGGAAUCUCUCGAGGCAACUGUUGCACUUAGCAAGGCAAGGGGUCAGAGUGGGAUGUGCUCCUCAGACAAAGGUUCCUCGCCGAUACAUCAAAUGGCGGACAAGCCCUCAAUUCUUGCAUCAUCAUCUGGUGCCAAACAGAGUAAGGGAGCUUCGAGUCAUGUUCGUCCUUCCCUCACAGCAUGGGAAAACGGGCUCGCCCUUGCCAAGCAAGCAUAUGAUGAUUUGCAAAAGUGCGCUCUCGCUGAAAGUAUAGAUAAGUUCGAGGAAAAUGCAAUUAACGCACUUGAUACCCUUUCAAAAAGUGUUUCCUGCCUGCCUCGAUACUCUCUGUACUCGGGUCCUUCGGAUACGCCUAUAACGCCCGCUGGGCUGGAUGCUAUGGCGGACAAGAGUGUCAAGAUCUGGCAUGUGGACAAGUUGGCAAAGACCAGACCAUGA
This is a messenger RNA of Cyclocybe aegerita, 1272 nucleotides long. Lineage: Eukaryota; Fungi; Basidiomycota; Agaricomycetes; Agaricales; Hemipholiotaceae. The record is from the annotation of a GenBank genome assembly.